Molecule: messenger RNA, 4772 nt
Organism: Anoplopoma fimbria (sablefish)
Lineage: Eukaryota; Metazoa; Chordata; Actinopteri; Perciformes; Anoplopomatidae
Gene: rbm15
Product: RNA binding motif protein 15
Biological process (GO): regulation of alternative mRNA splicing, via spliceosome
Cellular component (GO): nucleus
Molecular function (GO): mRNA binding
Source: RefSeq, a predicted model, not a curated record
UUUUGCCGCAGGGUCAGUGAAUAAAUCCGGUUUUCAUUUCAACAAUUUUCUGCACUCAAUUGCAGAAACCAGGAGAAAAAAGCCCAGGCGUCCCGAGGGUCGGCUCCGUGUGGACUGAAAUGAAAGGGAAAGAGCGGUCGCCGAUCAAAAAACGCUCGCGGGCCUUGGACGACAUCAGAGACAGGGGAGGAUGCCACCCGACCAGCAAGAAAAUGGGGGCUCUCUCCGUUUCCAGCGGGAGCAAUAAUGGAAACAGCUCGACCAAAAGCGACGGCGGCUCGACGAGAAGGAGUUUACUCGGUGAGAAAAGAGAGCGGGACUUUGACGGCCACAGUCGGACUGGUAAUAACCACGGCUGUCAGUCCGCGGCCGCUAGCUCCAUCGGUAAAAACCACAACCUGAGCCUCACGCUGGACUUAGCCUCCGCGAGGACCACCUCACGGGGCGAGCAGCGCGUGCAGCCGCCGAGCACCGAGAGUGAGUACAAAACCCUCAAAAUAAGCGACCUCGGCACCCAGCUGAGCGACGAGGACAUCGAGGACGGACUCUUCCACGAGUUUAAAAAAUUCGGAGACGUGAGCGUGAAGAUCAGCCGCAGCAACGACGAGCGGAUCGCGUUCGUCAAUUUCCGGAAGCCGGAGGACGCCAGGGCCGCUAAGCACGCGAGGGGACGGCUGGUGCUGUACGACCGGCCGCUGAAGAUCGAGGCAGUGUACAUCAACCGGAGGAGAAGCCGCUCCCCCGUGGAGAGAGACUUGUAUGGUGCAGCCCAAAGCCACAGACAUUUGCAGAGACCGCUCUCGCCCACCGGGCUCGGGUACAGAGACUACCGGCUGCAGCAGCUGGCCCUGGGACGGCCCCCUCCCCCGCCGCCCCCUCUGCCCAGAGAGCUGGAGCGGGACCGGGAGUUUGCCCUGUUUGAAGCCAGGGCGCGCCCAGCUUUCAUUGCAGAGCGAGCAGCUUUUCGUGAGGAGGAUUUUAUAUCUCCAGAAGAUGACCAAAGAGCCAAUAGGACGUUGUUUUUAGGCAAUCUGGACAUAACUGUCACCGAGGCAGACCUGAGGAGAGCUUUUGACAGGUUUGGGGUCAUAACUGAAGUGGACAUUAAGAGACCCACACGAGGACAAACCAGCACAUAUGGAUUUCUGAAAUUUGAGAAUCUUGACAUGGCUCACCGUGCUAAACUUAGUAUGUCUGGCAAAAUAGUAGGCCACAACCCCAUAAAGAUAGGUUAUGGGAAAGCGACUCCCACCACACGCCUGUGGGUGGGUGGACUUGGACCCUGGGUUCCUGUAGCUGCCCUAGCAAGAGAGUUUGAUCGCUUUGGCACUAUAAGGACCAUUGACUACAGAAAGGGGGACACUUGGGCCUACAUUCAAUAUGAAAGUCUGGACGCUGCACAAGCGGCAUGCACACACAUGAGGGGCUUUCCGCUGGGAGGUCCAGAGAGAAGACUCAGAGUGGACUUUGCUGACACUGAGCACCGUUACCAGCAGCAGUUCCUGCAGCCUCUCCCAAUACCACCGUUUGACAUGGUGGCUGAGUCAUUUGUCCACCGUGCCACACCUGAACCUCUGAGGGUCAGGGAACGGACUCCACCGCCACUUCAUUUCAGGGAAAGGGAGCUCUUUCCUGGAACCGAGUGGCCCAAUCCAGCUAUUCGUGAUCGGGUACGUGCUUCACCCUUUGAGCCUCUGGAGCACUUGGAACGUGAGCGGCGUGCACGAGAGCCCUGGUCAUUGGAGCGAGAGCUGCAGGGACGAGAACCUGCACGCAAGCGGCGUAUAAUGGAGGAUGGACGCCAUAUAGACCACUCCCCCGACAGCACUGAGAGGACCGUACGGCGUAGACGUGCUUCUCCAGAUGGCAGUCCCGGAGAUAGCAGCAGAGAUGGAGGCCGCUUCAGUGACUCGGAGCGCCCUCUGCGCGCCGAGAGACCCUCUCCCGCACGAGAACGCCACAGCAGCCUGGAAAGAGGUGUGGCUGAACGGAGACUCAAAAUCCAGAGUCUCUCCGACAAGGGACCAUCAGGCAGCAGUGUUUCAGCAGUUGGAGAGCGUAAGCGCAAAGCUGGUGAUGGUGGCAAAGGGCCGGCCAAAAGAGAACGUUCUGAGAACAUUUCCAAGGGUGGCCAGCCGUCCAAACCAGACGGCACAAAACUCGGUUUGGCCUGGCAUGGCAUGCUGCUACUCAAGAACAGCAACUUCCCAGCCAACAUGCACCUGCUGGAGGGCGAUCACAAUGUGGCCAGCGAUCUGCUUGCUGAGGGCACAUCAGGGCGACAGGUGAGCGAGCUAAAGAUCACUCAGCGUCUCCGUCUGGACCAGCCCAAGCUCGACGAGGUGUCCCGGCGAAUCAAGGUGGCAGGUCCCGCCGGCUACGCCAUCCUGCUGGCAGUUCCUGGGACCACAGAGGAUUCAUCAUCUUCUGACCCUGCGGCCUCAACUCAGCGGCCGCUUCGCAACCUGGUGUCCUACCUCAACCAAAAACAAGCAGCUGGAGUCAUCAGCCUACCUGUGGGAGGGAGCAGAGAUAAAGACAACACAGGGGUUCUUCAUGCGUUCCCUCCCUGUGAUUUCUCCCAGCAGUUCCUGGAUUCCUCUGCCAAAGCUCUGGCUAAAAGUGAAGAGGACUAUCUGGUCAUGAUUGUGGUUCGUGGAGCAUCUUAAAAAAAAAAAGAAAGAAAAAUCAGAACACGCUCAAGUUAAAGUGGUGUAAAAAAAAAAAUCUGCUGUAUGUCAGUAACUAUUGCAUGCUGUGUGUUCUGCAUUAUGGGGUACACUAGUAUGGUUCUUGGGUGUUUAUAUGUUACCAUGUAAUCCACUAAAAUAACAAACCCUGCCCUCUUACUAAACUAAAAGGAUGUGUGUUUUUGAAAUUAUUUUUUAAGAGUAUGAAUUGCUCACAGUCAUAAACCUGCAGUAAUUCAGUCCGCACACAGUUAAACAGUAAAAUAUGAGGAGCAUUUGUUGAAUACAUUUCAUUUAAGAAGAGAUGAGUCAUAUAGACAAUAUUUUUUUGGUUCAUUUACAGGUUUUGAAUCUUAGCUCUCUAACUCUAUUAAAAAAAAACUAAACAAUUCAGAUUUUCACUGAGUAGACACAAUAAUACCUCCACUACAAUAGAGCCACAAACAAUGGCCUCAACCUACCAUGGUGUUGAGGCCACACCUCCCUGACUCUGUGUCAACAACAGCUGAAGUGUACAAGUUUAAAAAGGUCAUGUUUGUGUCUGGGCUAUUGUACUGCAUAGCCUUAUAUUGUAUGUAGGUGUUAUUGUGUCUACCCCCUAUAUAGGCAUUUAUAUUUUCUAUAUAGAAAAACAGCCCUUUUCAAGGCUUUGAGUUACAGCGCAAAAAUAUUUCUACCACUGAGCCUGACAUGUUUUAAUUGAACGUUCUUAGUGAGGGUGUAGUGAAUGGUUUGGUACUGCAGUUUCAAAGCGAAUCAAGAAAAAAUAAUCCCGGUAGCAUUUUGAAGGUCAAAACAUGUUUCACAGCUUUUUACCACACAACAUUCACCAGAGGUUUUUGGCUUCAGUCAUUAGGUAACCAGCCUGAUGUCAACAAAAUAGCCAAAACAGUUUGGUGAAUGGAGUGCGGUAAAAUGCAACAGUUAUGCGUUGUGUUUUAACUUUGAUGGGCUCACACUGGCCUGCAUGUAUGUGCUCUCAAAGUUGGAAAACAUUUUGAAGGUCACCAGUUAGAACGUCUCUAUAUAUACUUGCACAUUUCAGUCACCUAAAUUGUGAAUUCUGUUUAAAAAAAAUUACAAAUUAUGUUGAGGUUCAUGGUUUGGAUUUUAGAGUAUCUUUUAUUAAUGUAUUCGUCAGUAUUGGAACACCAAAUUGCAAGAUAGACAAUGAACUCGGUGUGUGGCCACUGGUUAAACUAAAUUGUUACGUCAACUCUAUGUGGAAUGCUGAAUACUAACAGAUGUGAUAUUUUUGCCCAGGGAACAGCCCCUAACAAAAUACGCAUAGCAUAGUAAAGCAAAUACUAACAUGUUUUACAUAUUUUUUACUUCAUAUUUUAUUUUGUGCAUCCCUACCUUUAGAAAUGGUUGUGUAAUGUGAUCUAUGAAAAACUACAGUAGUAAUGGAUAAAAAAAAGCUUAGAGUUUUGUGUUGUUUCAUUUAUUGCUCUGAAACCAGUAGGUCCUCUAAUAAUAAUAAUAAUAAUAUUCAGUAUCAGUAAAAUGUUGGUACAAAGUGACAAAAACCUGCUCUUUGUUCAGUAAGUAGGUCUGAGUAAUUUAAAAGUUUUAGAAACACUUUAAAGGUUAAUGUUUGAAUUUAAAUUUUAGAAGUAUACAUUUGACACUAUUUAAAUCUCGCCUGCCAACAUGUUCCCAAGGCCUACCUACUGAAUUUUGUUUUGCCAUUGUAUGUUUGUCAUGCAAUAGAAAUUCGCUGAUUAUGGUUUAAUAUGUAUUGAAAACAUUAAUAUGUCAGAAAAUUGUUGUGUGUGAACAUCACACCCACUUCAACGUUGGACUCAUGAGGAGACGAGUGCAGAGAUGAAACCCUCUGCAGAGAAAGUGUUUGUGAGUCCUCACUAAUGAGGCAACUUUUAAGUUGUGUAUCCCAACUGCACCUGUGAUGACUUCUGUUUAAAAUGGAAAAUUGAGCAAUGUACACUUUGAUGUCAUGGGAAAGGAAAACCCAUAGAGCCCAUGCGAAGCUGUUCACAUACCUGCAAGUGCGUUUGGGCACUCAAUGUGACCGAUUAUCAAUAAAUUGUUCAUUUGAAGGGAAACAUGUUUCUUCGAUGG